CUUCGAACGAGUUAUUUAUGUUUGAAAUGGCGCGAAAAUAGAAAAUAAAUUGUUUUGAUGGUAAAUAAUACGUUUCGUAAAAUAAGAUGGUUGCAGAUAAAAUGUCAAAGACCAAAAGAAAACUAUCGGACCCAGAAGAAAAAAAAUCAGGGAAGAAAAGAAAAGGCUCAGACAAUGAGGAGAAUUUUUACAAAGACAACGUUUUGUGCCAGGUCCUGAAGAAAGCUGGGCUUACACUGAAAAAGGGAAAGACACAGAACGUUCUUGAUUGUGAUCAAGCAGUCUUCCAAAGGAAUCUGCAGAUUGCUUUGAAGAGACAUGGAAACUAUCCAUCUGUUCUUGAUGAGUUUGUUGAAGGUUUCAUAGAAUAUAUUGAGGAUCCUCAUAGGUUUCACUACUGCUUACUACCCACUGCUACAUCUGAAAAAUGUGAAAGUGUUAGAAGCAGGUCCCAGGACAGCGUGGUUAGACUGUUGGUCGGAGUGGACAUCUUACAGUCCAAGAUGAUGAUGUCCUUGUUAGAGAAGUUGGCAGAGUUCAUGGAGAACGAAGACUGCAUUGUAGAGCACGGAGAGAAGGUGAACUUGCCCAGGUUACUGAUGAGUCAGUUCAGGUGGCUGGAUAGAAUCCUGGACAGCAAGGAACUUGCGGAUAAGAUGCUGGAGAUGAUCACCAUUGUGUCUGAAGACAUCCAAAGGGAGAUAAUCACCUGUCUACCAGAAGUAGUGGAGGACUCUGAACACAGUCAUGUGGCGACAUCUCUCAGAGAUCUUUUGAUGGAGAAGAGCAGCCUGACUGUGCCUAUACUAGAUGCUCUAUCCAACCUCAAUUUGAACCCGGAACUGAUGACAGAGGUCCGAGGGUCGGUGCUACAGACCUUGGCCUCGGUAGAGAUUGAGAAUCUGCCGGUCGUCAUCCGAUUCCUUUUACAGUCAGUCACUGCUGCUGAUGCUCUAGAGGUCGUGAGUGAGAUACGACAGAACUUGGAUUUUUCCUCAAGUUUUCCAUUGGCUACAUCCACCCCUCACCAGUCUGUUCACAGAAGGCAGCUUUCUGGGGAUGAAACUCGAGGGGUAGAAUCUCUAACAUUGGAUGCUGUUAAAUCAGGAAUUCGAUUCCAAAAGAGCGUAGCUGAGGCUUGGAUCAAGGCAGUAGACUCAGUGAAGCAGCCGUCAGACCAUAAAGUUAUAGACCUCUUCAUUCUGCUGAUCCUCUACUCUACCGAUCGCAAGAAACCCGUGGAGAGCCUCAUCCGUAACAAAAUCAGGUCAGGGGCCUUCACAGAGGUUCUGCUUCAGGAGGCCUUCAGGGAGAGGGCACAGGUAAUGAGGGACUACUUCCCCGCCAUUCUCUCCCUGGCUGAGGUCCUGCUUCGCUCACCAGAACCAGCCAUUACUUUCUUUGCUGCCUCCAUGUACAAGAAUGGAUUUGUAGCUUUUGACACUUACUGUCAACAGGAAAUUGUGGGAAACUUGGUGACUCAUUUCGGCAGUGGUUUCGAGGAAGAAACAGAUUCUUCUUUGGAUAUUUUGUACCAACUGGUCGAUAAACAUCUUGACAAGAUGGCACCUUUUGCAAUAUUUGUGAAGGUUGUUUUGGACUACUUGGAUAACCUGAGUGUCCCCCAGAUCAGGAAGUUGUACUCCCUCCUCAGUACCCUGGCAUUCAGAAGCUCCCAGGGAGGAAACAUGAUACAGGAUGAUCUUCACAUCAUAAUCAGAAAACAGCUGUCUAAUGAUAACCCAAAGUACAAAAGGAUGGGCAUUAUUGGAGCUGUUAUGGUGGUGAAGAGUAUUGCAUACAACCAGAAUGGUGACAAUGAACCCAGCCAAGCACCUGCUGGCCCCCUGACAGACAGUUUAUACAAACAGGUUAUAAACCUGUUACAACUGGUCAAAACCAGCAGCAGUCGCAUGUCCGAGGCCGCUGCCCUCUUCAUGGAUGAACUGGCUAAUGUCGUCGGUAAAGGCCAUUUGGAUUCUAAAGUUGAGGAGUGGAUCACAGAUAAUGUGACAACAGAUUUCCAGGACCACUAUGUGGUGGACAUGGAGGAAGCAGCCACAGACAGCAUAGUUCCCCAGGAGAACAGGUUUGGCCUGGAUGACGAUAGUGAGGCCUCCAUCUGUAUUCCUCUCGUCAGCUUGACUGAGGCCUCGGUCAAAGACAAGAAGAAAUCACAGAAACAAAAAACCAGUGAAAGUGCAGACCCUGUGUGUUUAUCCCCCCAUUUCCGCUUAUUGCGGAUGUGUGAGCAGAGACAAAAUGGCAAUAUGGACAAUAUUGAUGCUCUGCUGGGCUGUCCAAUGUUUUUACCGAAGACUGAUGUGAUUGACAAAAUGGAGUCGCUUUCUACAAAAGAAAAAGAUGUCAUCUGUUCCUCCCUGUUUCAUGCACUGAACUGGUUCCGUGAAAUCGUCAAUGCAUUCGCUACCCAGAUAGACCCAGAAAUGAAAGGCAAAGUCAUCACCAGACUUCACAAUAUUACAGAACUGUCCAAAACACUGGAAAAGUGCCUAGCUAUUCACCCCCGGUUCUGCCCUCCCCCAGCGACCUUUGACUGGUACGAAAACCCAGUACUUAAUGCUCCAGUGGUUAACAGUUCCGAUGGCAAAAAGAAGGGCAGAAAACCAGCAAAAAAGAAAAAGGGCAACAAAGAAAACAUUGGAGACGAUGAGAGUGAUGAAAACAGCAAAGACUCUUCACAAUUGGACACUCAGAAUGAAACUCAAUUCCCAGAAAAAUUAGAUAGUGGUGAAAAGCCAGUUGUGGACCUGGCAAAUUACAGAGCUUUUUUCAGAGAACUAGACAUCAGUGUCUUCACCAUCCUCCACACAGGCCUGAUCACCAAGUCCUCUCUAGACACAGAACUGAACACAAAGGCCACCACAGAGCUCAGUAUUCAGCCACCACAGCUUGAGUUCCUCCUGGAGGACUUCACCAGGAAACUCUCACACGCUCUCAUUUCAUCAACCUCCAAACGAAAGUCCUUCCUCAAGACAAAGUCAGAUAAGAAUGUUGGAUUUUCUUACCUUGACCAGUGCACUCCAAAGUUCAUUGCCAAGAAAGUCAUCAAACUGUUACCUGCUUUGUGUGAACACCUGGAAAGUUCCAGUGGAUUCUUUCAGACUCUUAUCGUGGAGAAUGACGGUCUGAUAGACGGACCAGGAUGCAACACUCCAGAAGCUCAGACUGUUGGCGUGUGUUUCCAUCUCCUUCUUCAAGCCCUCCAGACCAUUUUUGCAUGGAAUGGAUUUUUGAUGGUGGAGAACAAGUCCUUGCUAAAAGAAGGCUUGAUUACCCUGGUCUCCAGAAUUAAAACCGUGGGCUCCACUCAGUUCACCUUCCAGGAGGCUCUCAAGUCAGCCUUCCAGUACAUAGAGAACUUUGCUGGAACCGUACCCAAGCUCAGCACGGCAGUGAUGCUGAUUAAAGUCAUGCUGACUCUGGCUGAGAAGUCGGACUCCAAGGAAACCUGCAGGAAAACAGCUGUGGCUGCACAAUCUUUUCUGAAGAGGGAGUGGUUAGACGCUGAAGGACAGAGAGAGAAGGGAGCUAAACACAACGAGAACCUGCAAUUCUUACUGAAAACAUACCUCUGUCACUGUGAGGAUUUCCUGGGUUCGGCUGAGGAGAUCCUCACCAAGGGAAUGCCCGACCUGCUGGAGGGGGACAAGAACGGGUUCUCCGAGGUCUACCCAACACUGACCAAGUCAACCUUCGCUGUGUACUACAAGACGGUGUUCACAGAGCUGGUCACGUGUGUGAAGGGCAUACAGCCGAGUAAACAGAGGGAGGACAGAGAUGCAAGACUUGACAAACUUCUGAGGUGGAGCCAGGCUGUUAGAAUUCUUCAUAUAAUGGUCAAUUUAAUCAAGGCAUUUGAUGGAAGAGCUAAUCUCGGGACUGCUCUGAAAUGUGGCCGCCAGUUUAUCGACAUCUUCCUGAGACAAGGCAUGCCCCUGAUGGACGACAUGUUCAGGUCAAACAGAGAGGAUGUACAGGGACUGCUGAAGAAUCUACAGCUCAGUACACGUGUACUCCAUCACACAUGUGGCCACUCUAAGAUCAUUAAAGAUAUUGCAUUGACAAAUCAAGUUCCGUUCUUGAAGAAGUGUCUUGAGGCCUUCGUGUAUCGGGUGAAGGCCAUGCUUACAGUCAACAGGUGCCUGGAGGCGUUCUGGCUGGGGAACCUCAAAAACAGGGAUAUACAUGGUGAAGAAAUCCUGUCCCAGGCUUCGACUUCUGCCAAUACAACAGCUGCUGAAGAGGAGGAGGAAGAAGAAGAUGCAGGAGGAGGAGAGGAGUCUGAGGAAGAGGAGAGCGAUGUGGAACUGGAAAGCAAUGCUUCGGAUGAAUCGCACAGUGUGCAGUAUUGAGAAGGUAAUUCAGGAUAGUCAAGUGCUAUAACUGCCAUCUAGUCCAGAAUUCGGGAGGAUGAAGUGCUAAGAAUACUAGUAUUGACUUUGAGGUGACAACCAAGUGUAGUCCAGUAUUUCAGGAAUUGGACAUUGUAAGAUUUAUUCGAUGGGAGUUUGAUAUUAAAUGCAUCAUAUUGGAUAAAAUGUGAAAAAAAAACUUACUAAGUGAAGCCAAGUAAUGAAACCCAUAAACAUGUCUAAAGCAGACAGCAAGAAUUUAUCAUUUUAUCUGCAUGUGUUUGGAAGGUUGAACAUUUUUUAAUGAAUGACGUUCAAUUUUCGUUGUUAUGGAUAUUGCACAUGUAUGUAUAUAUAUUAAUGAAUGACAUGUUUUUCAUCAGUUUGCAUUGUUACCGAUAUUGUACAUGUAUGUACUGUAUAUAUACUGAUACAGUAUAAAUGAAUUUGUUAUGCUUGAUAUUAAACCAAA
Messenger RNA from Magallana angulata, 4848 nucleotides. Its product is annotated as Fanconi anemia group D2 protein-like. Gene Ontology annotation, cellular component: condensed chromosome; nucleus. The record is from RefSeq and is a predicted model, not a curated record. Gene Ontology annotation, biological process: homologous chromosome pairing at meiosis; double-strand break repair involved in meiotic recombination; mitotic intra-S DNA damage checkpoint signaling. Gene Ontology annotation, molecular function: DNA polymerase binding. Bases 87 to 4376 code for a protein of 1429 amino acids. NCBI's taxonomy places the organism in Eukaryota, Metazoa, Mollusca, Bivalvia, Ostreida, Ostreidae. The transcript is spliced from 42 exons.